CCACGGCGGCGGAGCUCGGGGCCGGACGCUCGGUUCCGCCCGGCUGGCCCGCCUGGGAGCGGGGUGGGGGCAAGAGAAGAAGGGAAGGGCCGGGGUGGGAAAGGGCGAGCCCCUCUCCCCCGGACGGGAAGAGCGGCAGCGGCGCUGGGCGAGUCCGAAAGGCGAGGCAGUGCCAUGCUGCCUUUGUGCAAAGUUGGGCGGCGGGCGGCACGCGGCGCGCAGGGGUCCCGCACACCCGCGACCGCGCGCAGUCGUGGCUGCUGCUGAGUGGCGGGGACCCCCCCGCUCCCCCCAACCCUUGAAGGCGGAGAGAGCUCGCGUCUCGCUCGGCUUCAGGGUAAGUCCAGCUGUGAGCAGGGUGUUCUGUUCUUCGCUUCCAGAAAGCCAGAGUUUUAUAAAUGGACACUGACAUGGACUACGAAAGACCCAACGUUGAAACCAUCAAGUGUGUGGUUGUGGGAGACAACGCCGUGGGGAAGACACGCUUGAUCUGUGCCAGAGCGUGUAACACGACGCUAACACAGUAUCAGCUGCUGGCCACCCAUGUGCCUACCGUGUGGGCGAUUGACCAGUACCGCGUGUGCCAGGAGGUCCUGGAGCGUUCCCGGGAUGUUGUGGAUGAAGUGAGCGUUUCUCUCAGGCUUUGGGAUACUUUUGGCGAUCAUCACAAAGACAGGCGUUUUGCGUAUGGCAGGUCGGACGUGGUGGUCCUCUGUUUUUCGAUUGCUAACCCCAAUUCCCUAAAUCAUGUGAAAACCAUGUGGUAUCAAGAAAUCAAGCACUUUUGCCCUCGCACACCUGUUGUUCUCGUUGGCUGCCAGCUGGAUCUCCGCUAUGCUGAUCUUGAAGCUGUUAAUCGAGCCAGACGCCCUUUAGCGAGGCCCAUAAAGAGAGGGGAUAUUCUGCCCCCAGAGAAAGGCCGAGAGGUUGCGAAGGAACUCGGCAUACCGUACUAUGAGACAAGCGUCUUCGACCAGUUCGGCAUCAAGGACGUGUUCGACAAUGCAAUCCGAGCCGCGCUGAUUUCUCGAAGACACCUGCAGUUCUGGAAAUCCCACCUAAAGAAAGUUCAGAAACCUUUACUUCAGGCACCAUUCCUACCUCCAAAAGCCCCUCCACCGGUCAUCAAAGUUCCAGAAUGUCCCUCCACAGGGACAAGCGAAGCUGCCUGUUUACUGGACAAUCCUCUGUGUGCCGACGUCCUGUUCGUCCUUCAGGACCAGGAGCACAUCUUUGCACAUCGAAUUUACCUCGCUACCUCCUCUUCCAAAUUUUAUGAUCUUUUUUUAAUGGAAUGUGAAGAAACCCCAAAUGGGAGUGAAGGAGCUGGUGAGAAAGAGAAGCAGAGCAGGGAUUUCCAGGGGUGGGCAUGGAGCCUUGACCCAGAUGAGGAGCAGGAGGAAGGCCCCCCCAGGACCCCUCAGAGCAAUCAGUGGAAGUCCUCGAGCCAGAACCUGUCCCAGCAGGAGGGUCCGGGGCUGGAAGCCGAGAGCUCGAUUCCAGAGACGCAGAGUUUGUCAGCCUGGAGCAAGGGGUUCGUCGGCAUGCACAAGGAGAUGCAAGUCAAUCCCGUUUCCAAGCGGGUGGGCCCCAUCACCGUGGUCAGGAUGGACUCCUCCGUCCAGCCAGGCCCUUUCCGGACCCUGCUCCAGUUUCUGUACACGGGACAACUGGAUGAAAAGGAAAAGGACCUGGUGGGCCUGGCUCAGAUUGCAGAGGUUCUGGAGAUGUUUGAUUUGAGGAUGAUGGUGGAAAACAUCAUGAACAAGGAAGCCUUCAUGAACCAGGAGAUUACGAAAGCGUUUCAUGUCAGGAAGGCCAAUCGGAUAAAAGAGUGUCUCAGCAAGGGGACAUUCUCGGAUGUGACAUUUAGGUUGGAUGAUGGAGCCAUCAGUGCCCACAAACCGUUGCUGAUCUGUAGCUGCAGGUGGAUGGCCGCCAUGUUCGGGGGCUCGUUUGUGGAAAGUGCCAACAGUGAGGUAUAUCUCCCGAACAUAAACAAGAUGUCAAUGCAAGCGGUAUUGGAUUACCUUUAUACCAAGCAGUUGUCACCUAACUUGGACCUGGACCCACUGGAAUUAAUUGCCUUGGCAAACAGAUUUUGCCUGCCACACCUGGUUGCACUCGCAGAGCAGUAUGCUGUCCAGGAGCUGACCAAGGCCGCGAUGAGUGGCGUGGGCAUUGACGGGGAAGUGCUCUCCUAUUUGGAAUUGGCCCAGUUCCACAACGCCCACCAGCUGGCUGCCUGGUGUUUGCAUCACAUCUGCACGAACUACAACAGUGUGUGUUCCAAGUUCCGCAAGGAGAUCAAAUCGAAAUCCGCAGACAACCAGGAAUACUUCGAGCGGCACCGCUGGCCCCCAGUGUGGUACCUGAAGGAGGAAGACCACUACCAGCGUGUGAAAAGGGAACGCGAGAAGGAAGAUAUUGCACUAAACAAACAUCACUCGAGACGAAAGUGGUGCUUCUGGAAUUCGUCUCCGGCAGUCGCCUGAGGAGGAAGAGAGACAAAAAUCAGUAAUCUGACACACCACUUCUAAAAGCACUACUGUAAAAUUAGUCUUCUUAUUAGAGAUAAGUCGUAGUUCAGGUUUCAGGCACUGAUCCUCCUCCUCCGUUGUGCAUUUAUCUGUGUCGGGAUCAAAGCGCAAGCUCCCCAUCAAUUAGCCUGGGCAAAAAGGGAAGUUGAUGCUCACUGCAUUCCUUAAACUUAUAUGUAUAUUUUUUGUUAGAAGGCUUAAUAAACUUUAGUCCGUUAUUUCGUUUCUUUUUAUACAAAGGAGAAAAAAAAAUCCAGCUUUCAUGUUUCAAAGUCCAAAUUGGAAAAUAUUUUUAUAUGGUCUCUUGUAUUUUGUUGAAACGAAAAUACUAUGUAUUACUUUAUUUUACAGGCCACAAAUUAACCAUGAAGUCGCCCUGUGAUUCUCUUUGCCCACAUGACCACCAGGCAUUAUUGCAUAAUUAGAGGGUUAUGCUUUCGUUGUGAAGUACAGGGCUGGAGCGAAAUUCCCCCAAGCGCAAGUUAGCGUUUAAUCUUUGUUCUGCCGAAUAACACUGGUAUAAUUACCGAGUCAACUCCAAGAAUGCGUAUUUACAAUAUUUGCCGUGUAAGUGCUAGUGAUUAUAUGGUUAUAUGUGCCAGGUAAAAUAUAGUGAUACCAAGUCUUCUGUUGUUUAAAAUGUCCAGAUUCAAAAGGAUGAUCUUUAUAAUCAUUAGAAGGGCUUAUUCAAUCCCAGCAUUACCCAGGGCAAACCCACUGCUGGACCUGAACACAAGAGCUACCAUUGAGAGCGUUGGUGUUUGGGUGGCUGUGUGCGGGUUUGUGUCUCUCCGUGCCCCUGGAUCUUGCCAUGCUUCUGCGUGCAGAUUCUUCAAAGACUUGAACUGAGAUGGGCAAGGGAAGGGAUCCCCAGCCUUUGUCCCGUCAUCUGCAGGCUCGUCACAUCUCACCCACGGAAACAGGCUUCCUCAGGUCUCUCACCUGCAGCCAACUUCACUUUGUAAGACACGCAUUUUUAACUCUUCCCAGGGAAAAAUCAGGCCACUGUAGAAGUAGGCUGAGGCAGACCACCCACCCCUGCUGAAGGUCAGCGGGGCCUGUGAAGGCGCAAAGCUGGAGGCUGGGUCGUCUAGGGUCCGUGCAUUCUCCAACGCAGACAGGAGUCUUAUUCCAAGAGUCUAGGAAAUGGUGCUAUUGUGAGUUAGUCCUGACCCUUUGUCAUUCUGAGUUUUCAGUGUUAAAACAGAAAGUAUUGAGCAGGGGAGCUUUGGAGAGGCGGUCAGUCUUUGCUUCUCUGUACAUUACUAUGUUACUGCUCUCAUACAGAGCAUUUCAAGGCCGCAGCGCCAUACCUGUUGUGGGAUGGGCGUGGUGGGGGCAGGGGCGGGGGCUUAUUUUGUUGGGAGGUCGACUUACUGAUGCUAAAGGCUGUUGAUUUUUUUCCUAGCUUUCGAAAGUUGGAAAAGAGACAGUUGAGUCCAAAC
Messenger RNA from Ailuropoda melanoleuca (giant panda), 3985 nucleotides. It is a transcript of the gene RHOBTB1, whose product is annotated as Rho related BTB domain containing 1. The record is from RefSeq and is a predicted model, not a curated record. NCBI's taxonomy places the organism in Eukaryota, Metazoa, Chordata, Mammalia, Carnivora, Ursidae. Bases 399 to 2495 code for a protein of 698 amino acids. The transcript has 11 exons. Gene Ontology annotation, biological process: small GTPase-mediated signal transduction. Gene Ontology annotation, molecular function: protein binding; GTPase activity; GTP binding.